Loxodonta africana (African savanna elephant) is the source of this 1997-nucleotide messenger RNA. RefSeq names its product apolipoprotein L3-like. Gene Ontology annotation, molecular function: lipid binding. The transcript has 5 exons. Gene Ontology annotation, cellular component: membrane; extracellular region. NCBI's taxonomy places the organism in Eukaryota, Metazoa, Chordata, Mammalia, Proboscidea, Elephantidae. Gene Ontology annotation, biological process: lipoprotein metabolic process; lipid transport. The coding region runs from base 637 to 1641 and encodes 334 amino acids. The record is from RefSeq and is a predicted model, not a curated record.
UGUUUGUUUGUCCUGAGCUGCUCUGAGGGUGUGGCUUUUGGUUUCAUUUUUGGAUUCUCGAGUAUAUCUGGAGGCAGAGAGGAUGUGUCUGGUGACUACACAACUACUCUGGCCCUCAGGCUGGCAUCCGGGUCCACACACCUAAGAACAGCUUGAUCUUACUCGUAUUUAUUUGACAAUAGGAAGAUUCCUUGGGGAAACUGAGGCCCUGAGAGGGCAGUGACUGGGCCAGGGUGCCUUGCCUACAUGAUAGAGGCUAAGCAGAGAAAUGGCAGGACUCCAGCUCCUGAACCCCACCAGCCCCCUGUUCAGGACUGCAGGAUGACGGGAGAAGAGAGAGGAAGUCCUGCGUGUCCGAAUUCAAAAGACAGCCCAGACAUAGGAUGUGAGGAGCGCGUGCUGUGGAAUGGUAUCCCCAGUGCGAUCCCGUCUUUGUGACCUUUAAAUCAAAGACCAAACUCCACAUGAGUGAGUAUAACCUUUGGAGUGUGUGCUUAGAUCUGUGUGUUUGUAGAAGCAGAGACAAACCCGGAAGGCAGAGACCAAGCUGUUACCAGAGGGUAAAGCGAAGCCUCCUUCCAGCCUGGACACAGACUGGUCAGCUGUAAGAAAAACUCAGAGUCCACUGCUGCCACCAUGAAACCAGAACCCCAUGGACUCAGCUCAGAGAGCCAAGGCUUCAUUGAGGAUGCCAUUGAGUAUCUCAAGAACAGUCUGAGCCAGGAGGAGCUGCAACUCCUGCCGGCUGAAGACCAAGCCUGGGAGAGAUUCCUGAUCGAGGCGGACUUGUCCAGGGAUGAGGCAGAUGCACUAUAUGAAGCUCUGAACAAGCUCAGAAUAGACAAAGCCACAGAAGACAAAGACAUGCUUCAAAAAGAACAGCAGGAUAGAGACAGGUUUUUGGACAAGUUUCCUCAGGUGAAAAUGGAGCUUGAGUCACGUAUAAGACAGCUUCACGCCCUUGCAGACAAGGUUGACAAGAUACACAGAGACUGCACCAUCUCCCAUGUGGUGGCAAAUUCCACCGGCAUCAUCUCUGGCAUCCUGACCUUCAUUGGCUUCGGCCUGGCACCCGUAACAGCAGGGGUCAGUCUGGCACUCUCAGCAACCGGGAUGGGGCUUGGAACAGCGGCUGCUAUCACCAGUGCUUCCACCAGCAUCGUGGACUACUCAAACAGUUUCUCAGCAAAAGCCAAAGCCAGGAAACUGGUGGCAACUGGCGAUUGUGCAGAUCUUGUGAAAGGUGUGCUACCACCAUUUGUUUCCAUCACGAAGCAUUGCAUCGAAGUACUGUCAAACAUCGGGAAGACUGUCCGUGCCAUAAAGCUAGCCAAAGCCAACCCUCGCCUAGUAGCCAGUGCCAGGCUUCUAAUGACCACUGGGAACAUCUCGAUCUGGAGGAGUAAGCAGGUGCAGAAAGCCUUUGGAGGCACCACUCUGGCAAUGACCAAAGGAGCCCGGGUCAUGGGUAUGGCCACCACAGGUGUCUCCCUUCUGAUGGAUGUGGUCAGCCUUGUGCAAGAGUCAAAGCACUUACACGAGGGGGCGAAGGCGGAGUCAGCUGAAGAGCUGAGGAAGCAGGCUCAGGAUCUGGAGAGGAAGUUAGAAAAGCUCACCCAGAUCCAUAAGAAUCUGCAGUAGGGACUGACCCAAUGCCCCCUUAACAGUGCUGGGAGCAGGGGAGGCUGUCACCAGUGUGCAAGCAUUUUGUUCAAGGGAAAAAGAGGGAGAGAUUUUUUACACAACUGAGUGUUAAGGAAUUUGGCCUUUCUGUAGCUGAGUACAGCAAGGGAAGUGUUAAUGCAGAUGGAAAGUAGGUUCAAGACAAGGCAGGAAAUGGAGCCAUGGAGGCUGAAUGAAGCCCCAAAAUUAUUGCCCUGAAAUAAUCUUUAAACCUCAAACCAAAAAAUAUUCCCUCAAGUCUUCUUAAAACCACACAAUAGUUUAGCUUAACUAGUAAAGGUUGUCUGCCUUAAGCAUUGUGCUCUUUUAAGAUC